Sphaerodactylus townsendi is the source of this 2423-nucleotide messenger RNA. Its product is annotated as zinc finger and SCAN domain-containing protein 31-like. NCBI's taxonomy places the organism in Eukaryota, Metazoa, Chordata, Lepidosauria, Squamata, Sphaerodactylidae. The transcript has 5 exons. Gene Ontology annotation, biological process: regulation of transcription by RNA polymerase II. The record is from RefSeq and is a predicted model, not a curated record. Gene Ontology annotation, molecular function: DNA-binding transcription factor activity; RNA polymerase II cis-regulatory region sequence-specific DNA binding. The coding region runs from base 237 to 2111 and encodes 624 amino acids.
UUCCCUCCCCGUUAAAGCAAGGAGGGGAAAAAUAUGUUUGCACGUGUCUGCAUCCCCACCACACACUCUUGAGAAGAAAGAAGGUCCCAGGUUCAAAUCUCUGCCAUCGCAGUUGGCUCGUGUUGGGAAAGAUCCUUGGUUGGCUCCAUCCUCAGAGGAAGCAGUAUGAGGUGGAAGCUCAUGCACAUCUCUUCAGGUCAUUGCACCUGAAAGGAUUUCUAUAACAUCCACCAAGGAUGAAGAUGGAAGAGCAAGAUCCCUUAAGUUGCACAUUAGACAGAGCCGAGGGGACAGGAAAAAUCCCUCUCGACUUCCAGGCCGGGAGCGUCAGAGAAUUCCUGCAAAGGAGACCACAAGCAGUUAAACAGGAAUCUGAUGAGGGUUCCCUUCAGAAGUGGGAAACCCAGUGGCAGGAGUUCCUGAAGACAGUGGAGUCUCCUCCUAGAGGCUGGGGAACCCCAGAGUUGCCAGAGGACCACCGGACAUGGGAGGACACAAAGGCCUUCCUGGCUGCCUUUGAACAAGUGGCCAAAGGCUGCCAUUGGCCCAAGGAAGAGUGGGUGGCCCGACUCCUGCCAGCCCUGAAUGGAGAAAUGGAACAGGUGUUUAGCAGUUUGGAUCUCAGAGAUAGGAGUGACUAUAGGAAAGUGAAGGGAGCCAUCUUGCGAGGGGAUGCUUUGAGGCGGGAAAGGCAGCGCCAGUACUUCCGACGUUUCUGCUAUCAAGAGGCUGACGGGCCGAGAGGGACAUACAGCCGUCUUCAGGAACUUUGUCAUGAGUGGCUGAGAGUGGAGAGACACUCCAAGGAGCAGAUCCUGGAGCUGCUGAUCCUGGAGCAGUUCCUGGCCAUCCUGCCCCCAGAGAUCCAGACCUGGGUGAGGGAAUGCGGCCCCGAAAGCUGCUCUCAGGCAGUAGCCCUGGCAGAAGGCUUUCUGUUGAAGCAACAAGAGGCCCGAAGACAUGAAGAACAGGCGCUGUUUGAACAGGCAGCUGUGAGUUUCUUUGAGGCAGGCCAGCCUCUGUCGGAAAGUGAGCGGAGGAGGCGGUGGGACUCAGAAGCCAAAGAGGAGACUGAGGACAAUGGCAACCUGUGGGAAGGCAGGACCAUGAGAGAGAUUAAGAUGGACAAUAUUCCACAGGAUGGCCUUCCUUCGCAAAAAACCCUGGAGCCUUUUUCAAGAGGACCACCAAAAAAUGUUUCCUUCCUGGCAGAGAUAUCUCAGCCAGGAAGUACAUGGGGUGUUGAGACUGAGAAGGAAGCAUGUGCGCAGUCAACAGAAAAAACUGAGCAUCAAAGAAUGGAAGAAGAGAACAUUGACCAUCAAGUUGAAGUGUUGCGGCACCUGAGAGGAAAGACAGAAACAAAGGAGAAGCUGAGCAAUAAAGCUUUAACAUGUCAGGUUGAGAUUUUCCGUGAACAUCUAGGCCAGCAAAAAGAACCAAAAGGAAGAAGCAAGAACAAGUGUCCCGUAUGCCGAAAUUGCUUCACUUGCAAAUGGAGCCUGAAGGCACACCAGAGAGUCCACACAGGAGAGAAACCCUAUAAAUGCUUGGAGUGUGGAAAGAGCUUCACUGUGAACUCAAACCUUAUUUCACAUCAAAGAAUCCACACAGGGGAGAAUCCGUACACAUGUUUGGAGUGCGGAAUGAACUUCAGUGCCAGCAGGAGCCUUAGUGCCCAUCAAAGAAUUCACACAGGAGAGAAACCAUUUAAAUGUGCAGAGUGUGGAAAGAGCUUCACAGACAGCAGCAGCCUUACUAAACAUCAGAGAAUUCACACGGGAGAGAAACCCUUUAAAUGCUUGGAGUGCGGAAAGGGCUUCAGUGUGAGCUCAAAUCUUAUUUCACACCAAAGAAUCCACACAGGAGAAAAACCAUACAAAUGCUCCGAGUGUGGGAAGAGCUUCAGUCAGCUCUCAAACCUUACUUCCCACCAAAGAAUACACACUGGGGAGAAACCAUAUAAAUGUCUGGUCUGUGGAAGGAGCUUCAGGUGGAGUUCAGAUCGCUCUUCUCAUCAAAGAAUCCACACACAGGAGAAGUCACAUAAAGGACACUUCCCCCCUACACACACGCCUAUUGAUGUAUCACAAUCACAACCCCCACAUUAAUAUUAGUCAACAGAAAAUAUUGGGAGCUCAGGAACCAUACAAAUGCUCACACUGCAGAGAAAACUCCUAUAAUAAAUGUUGUCUUGGUGUGAUUCCGAAAAGCCAUGGAAAUGCUUUCUGGACAACUUUUCAGCCAAAUCCAGAGCUUGCAGUGGCAAGGGAUGGUGCUGCUGCCAAGCCACCACACUGCCAACAAAGGGCUUUCAAGCAGCACAGGAAGGUGAAAAAAAACCCAAGGAAACCCCUGGCCAUCUGAAAAUUGCCCACUGGACAAAAAGGACAGGUGCCUACACUUUUGGGUGGCAUAAGUCU